Molecule: messenger RNA, 2661 nt
Organism: Pristis pectinata (smalltooth sawfish)
Lineage: Eukaryota; Metazoa; Chordata; Chondrichthyes; Rhinopristiformes; Pristidae
Product: basic proline-rich protein-like
Exons: 1
Coding region: 1-2661 (886 amino acids)
Source: RefSeq, a predicted model, not a curated record
AUGCUGAUCACGUCCGUUCGGCCCGACGCGAAACUUUUCUCCUAUCCGGAGCGACGAGCAGCCGGAGAAACCGGCCGACAGACCAUGGAACCGCCAGCCGCCCGCCGCCGCGUCUCCGCAGUAACCAGGCGCCGAGCACUUCCGGGGUCACUGCCGCUGGAGGGCGCUGCCUCCCCGGAUCUUGCAGCAGCUGAUAGGCAAUGGGACCCAUGGUGGUGUCUGCCUGUCACCUUCAGCUCCCCCACUGCCCCAGACCACCCUGCCCCAGGCCACUCACUGCCCCAGGCCACCCUGCCCCAGGCCACUCACUGCCCCAGGCCACCCUGCCCCAGGCCACUCACUGCCCAGACCACCCUGCCCCAGGCCACUCACUGCCCCAGGCCACCCUGCCCCAGGCCACUCACUGCCCCAGGCCACUCACUGCCCCAGACCACACUGCCCCAGGCCACUCACUGCCCCAGGCCACCCUGCCCCAGGCCACUCACUGCCCCAGGCCACCCUGCCCCAGGCCACUCACUGCCCCAGGCCACCCUGCCCCAGGCCACUCACUGCCCAGACCACCCUGCCCCAGGCCACUCACUGCCCCAGGCCACUCACUGCCCCAGGCCACCCUGCCCCAGGCCACUCACUGCCCAGGCCACCCUGCCCCAGGCCACCCUGCCCCAGGCCACUCACUGCCCCAGGCCACACACUGCCCCAGGCCACCCUGCCCCAGGCCACUCACUGCCCCAGGCCACCCUGCCCCAGGCCACUCACUGCCCCAGGCCACCCUGCCCCAGGUCACUCUCUGCCCAGACCACCCUGCCCCAGGCCACUCACUGCCCCAGGCCACUCACUGCCCCAGGCCACCCUGCCCCAGGCCACUCACUGCCCAGGCCACCCUGCCCCAGGCCACCCUGCCCCAGGCCACUCACUGCCCAGGCCACCCUGCCCCAGACCACUCACUGCCCCAGGCCACUCACUGCCCCAGGCCACUCACUGCCCAGACCACCCUGCCCCAGACCACUCACUGCCCCAGGCCACUCACUGCCCCAGACCACUCACUGCCCCAGGCCACCCUGCCCCAGACCACUCACUGCCCCAGGCCACCCUGCCCCAGACCACUCACUGCCCCAGGCCACCCUGCCCCAGACCACCCUGCCCCAGGCCACUCACUGCCCCAGGCCACUCACUACCCCAGACCACCCUGCCCCAGGCCACCCUGCCCCAGACCACCCUGCCCCAGGCCACUCACUGCCCCAGACCACCCUGCCCCAGGCCACUCACUGCCCCAGACCACCCUGCCCCAGGCCACUCACUGCCCAGGCCACCCUGCCCCAGACCACCCUGCCCCAGGCCACCCUGCCCCAGGCCACUCACUGCCCAGACCACCCUGCCCCAGGCCACCCUGCCCCAGGCCACUCACUGCCCCAGGCCACCCUGCCCCAGGCCACUCACUGCCCAGACCACCCUGCCCCAGGCCACUCACUGCCCCAGGCCACCCUGCCCCAGGCCACUCACUGCCCCAGACCACCCUGCCCCAAGCCACCCUGCCCCAGGCCACCCUGCCCCAGACCACUCACUACCCCAGACCACCCUGCCCCAGGCCACCCUGCCCCAGACCACCCUGCCCCAGGCCACUCACUGCCCCAGACCACCCUGCCCCAGGCCACUCACUGCCCCAGGCCACUCACUGCCCCAGACCACCCUGCCCCAGGCCACUCACUGCCCAGGCCACCCUGCCCCAGACCACCCUGCCCCAGGCCACCCUGCCCCAGGCCACUCACUGCCCAGACCACCCUGCCCCAGGCCACCCUGCCCCAGGCCACUCACUGCCCCAGGCCACCCUGCCCCAGGCCACUCACUGCCCAGACCACCCUGCCCCAGGCCACUCACUGCCCCAGGCCACCCUGCCCCAGGCCACUCACUGCCCAGACCACCCUGCCCCAAGCCACCCACUCCCCAGGCCACCCUGCCCCAGACCACUCACUGCCCAGACCACUCACUGCCCAGACCACCCUGCCCCAGGCCACUCACUGCCCAGACCACUCUGCCCCAGACCACCCUGCCCCAGGCCACUCACUGCCCAGACCACCCUGCCCCAGACCACCCUGCCCCAGGCCACCCUGCCCCAGGCCACUCACUGCCCAGACCACCCUGCCCCAGGCCACCCUGCCCCAGACCACCCUGCCCCAGGCCACCCUGCCCCAGACCACCCUGCCCCAGGCCACCCUGCCCCAGGCCACUCACUGCCCAGACCACCCUGCCCCAGGCCACCCUGCCCCAGGCCACUCACUGCCCAGACCACCCUGCCCCAGACCACCCUGCCCCAGACCACCCUGCCCCAGGCCACCCUGCCCCAGACCACCCUGCCCCAGGCCACCCUGCCCCAGACCACCCUGCCCCAAGCCACUCACUGCCCAGACCACCCUGCCCCAGACCACUCUGCCCCAGGCCACUCACUGCCCAGACCACCCUGCCCCAGGCCACUCACUCCCCAGACCACUCACUCCCCAGACCAUACACUGCCCCAGACCAUACACUGCCCCAGACCACUCACUGCCCAGACCACCCACUGCCCAGACCACCCUGCCCCAGACCACUCACUGCCCAGACCAUUCACUCCCCAGACCAUACACUGCCCCAGACCAUACACUGCCCCAGACCACUCACAGCCCCUGA